UGCAAGGCUCACUACCAAUGCUUCACAAAAUACUGUCACUGAAGGAGACACUGUUACAUUUAAGUGCAUAGUUAUGGCUGCUGUGCCUCAAGUGUCAAUUUACAAGUUCUAUUUCAAUGGCCGCCUCCUAAGUAAUAACAACAACAGUGAGUAUACUCUCAAUGACGUCAAUCGAUCUCAGCACUAUGGCAAGUACAAAUGUGUCCCACAUAAUGAUGUUGGAGACGGAGUAGAAGCCACUGUGAGGCUUUACAUAAAUGUUCCUGUCCAGUUUACAGAAGUGCCACAGAAUAUAACAGUUAAUGCGUCAACUCCUAUGUUUUUGAGUUGUGAUGCCUCGGGUUUUCCUGAACCUAAGAUAAGAUGGGAAAAAUCUGAGAUUAAACUGUCUGACACCAAACAGUUGAACAUCUCCAGUAGUAACAGGAAUGAUGCGGGAGAAUAUGUUUGCAUCGCAAGCAAUGGAGGGAGACAAGAAAAGACAGUAAGAGUUUAUGUCACUGUGCAAUACCCGCCCACAAUUCAAAAUGUCACUACGUCAUCUAAGAAGUCUUGGAUUGGCCAGACAGUGACCUUGAAAUGUCUUUCUGAUGGUGUUCCUACACCAACACUCUAUUGGUACAAACCUGAAGGAAGUGAAAUAAACAGAGUCACAGCCAGAGAAAACAAAGUACAAGUGCUAUUCAGGGAUGAUCAAGAUUUUGGUCAUUACAAGUGCAUUGCUGCUAAUGGACUUAUUCCAUCUGAUGAGAAAUUAAUAAAGAUAAAUCAGAUAAAGAAACCAGGGAAAGCAUCCAUCAAAUCAUCAGAAUCAGUAAUUCAAGCAACUUUUAUAACAAUAAGAUGGACUGCACCAGCUGAUGAUGGAGGAAGUCCGAUUACAGGAUACCGAAUGAUCUUACAAAAGGGUGAAACUGAGAUAGAAAAGGAUGAUAUCACCGAUCCUGGGACGACAAGUUACUCGUUUCGUGGUUUGGAGAAAAAUACCAACUACACGGUGAAACUGUUUUCCAGAAAUUUUGUAUUCGAGGGAGACCCUAUUGUAAGGACAAUUAAGACCAAGUUUGAAGGAGUCCCAGAUGUGGUCGAAAUAGACGAACUACCAGGUGAAACAACAGACGAUACAAUUACCCUAAAGUGGAAGGAGCCAGAAAGUAAUGGAAAAGUUAUUACCAUGUAUACAGUGUAUCAAAGAGUAGUGAUUGAUGGGAAAGUGGGACAGUGGACAGAAAUAAAGAAAAUCAGAGAUGUUUCUGUGAGAGAAUUGAAAAUAGUGUUGGAGAGAGGAAAGGUGUAUCAGUUUGCCAUUACUGCAACUAAUGAGCUUGGUGAAAGCCUGAAACAAGAGAAAGCAAAUAUUCAGCAAGUCAAGGCAGAAGGAAACGGCUUGGAAAGUACGACAAAAGGUCCUGAGGAAUGUAACUUCCCAUCUAACAACGUCUUGUUAGCCAUAAUUGGGGUUCUUGCCUUCACAAUCCUUCUUCUAAUUGUUUACAUAAUCUGGCUACACAGGAAAGUCGCUGUAGGGAAACAGAGGACUUAUGAAGAUGAAAGAGGUGUUUACGACAAUGAAACAGGAUUAGAAGAUAUCGAACCAAGUCUACCCGAUUCAAGAAAAUUCACUCAGCCUCCUGCGGAAUACAUGGAUCUCAUAGAAGUGAAUAAAGAUAAUAUAAAAGCACAAAGAACAGCUCCAGGUGCUGAUUAUGUGCCUCUUCAUCCGUUAACACGCUGCUGGGAAGUUCCAAGACAUCACGUGACCAUAGAAAAAAUCAUUGGUAAAGGUGCUUUUGGUCAGGUUGCCAAGGGAACAGCGGUAGGACUUCGAGGGAGUCCUGAAACGACCACAGUGGCUAUUAAAAUGCUGAAAACAAACGCUGUUGAAUCGGACAAGAGAGAUUUGAUGAAAGAACUUGACACAAUGAAGCAGCUGAAACCACAUCCUUACGUCAUUAAACUUCUGGGAUGUGUUACAAAAUCUGAACAGCUUUUGGUUUUGAUUGAAUAUGUGCCUUUUGGGGAUCUGCUGGGUUACCUGAGGAAGAGCCGUGGAUUAAAAGACACUUACUACAAAGACCCGGAUAUCAAACCACAAACAAAUCUGACGUCACAGCAGCUGAUGAAGUUUGCUUGGCAAAUUGCAGAUGGAAUGAGUUACUUGUCCUCAAAAUCUAUCAUUCACCGAGACCUUGCGGCCCGUAAUGUGUUGGUUGGACAAAAGGAAACUUGUAAAGUGACCGACUUCGGAAUGGCCAGAGAUGUGCAGCAGGAAAAUAUUUAUGAACGAAAGACUAAGAUGGAGUUAUGGAGUCUUGCUGUACGAGAUUUUCACCAUAGGCGGUUCACCAUACCCACGAAUGGAUGGAAGAAAAAUUGCAAACUUACUUCAGGAUGGAUACAGGAUGCCUAAACCACAACACGUCGAUGAAAAAUUGUAUCAGAUCAUGAUGAAAUGCUGGAAGAAUGACCCAGAUGCAAGACCAACUUUCACUGAAUUGAAAAAUCAGCUUAAGGACAUGGAAACCCUACACAAGAAGCUGAUCAACAUGACAAUGUACGACAAGCAGUUG
Molecule: messenger RNA, 2570 nt
Organism: Pocillopora verrucosa
Lineage: Eukaryota; Metazoa; Cnidaria; Anthozoa; Scleractinia; Pocilloporidae
Source: RefSeq, a predicted model, not a curated record